CAACAUGGAAGAGGCAGAGAUUUCGGCACUUGGAAAUCCUAAUCAGCAGUUGCUUGUCAUUCAUUCAUAUAGAGAGCUCGGGAUGUUUGCUCCGAUGGGUCCAAACCAUCAAUUUCCUCAUCUUCCUACCCUCUCCCUUCAUCCAAAUUCCUCUUCCCCCGAAUUGGCUGCUGCCUACACCAAAUAGUUCGUCAACAUGCAGAUGCGCUUGCUGCUCGCGCUUGGGGCCCUGUCCUCGGCCGUCAUUGCCCAGCCGGAACCCGCCGCUGACCUGUCCUUGACAUGGCUGGCACCCAAAACCACUGUCGCUGAACCGACCCCCGUUGUCCAGGCCGAUAGUUACCAAAAGCCCAAGCGGUAUUACCGGUCAUUGGCUUUCGAGAAGAGAGCUACAACCACAGACACUACAAUCACCUCGACAGACACUACCAGCUCGACCGAAGCCUCGACGAGCACAACCUCGACAAGCACCUCGGAAGCCACCACCACCACCUCCUCCGACUCAACCACUUCUGCGACGACUACUUCAACCGCGUCAUCAACCACUUCGACCUCAAGCACGAGCACGACUGGUUCCACCAGCUCGACUACUUCCUCCACCUCCAAAUCCACCACCAGCGCAGCAACCACCACCACUAAGAGUACCACGACCACCUCCACCACCACGAGCACCACGACCUCCGCUACCAGCACCAUCACUGCUGCGCAACGCGAGUACAACCACCGCGGAGAAAUUGCCGCCAUCAUCACCUUCAGUAUCCUCAUCUUCAUCUUCAUCGCACUCACCUUCUUCCUCUGCUUCCGGGAGAAAUCCAAGCAAAACCGAAUCCUCGCGAGGAAGGCUGCCGCGGAUGCCGGAUCCGACUACUCCAUGCUUCCUCUAGCCGAGAACACUCGACCUCAAAGCGAAGCCAAGUUCGAUCGCGCCUCCAUGAUGUUUGCCACGCAGUCUCAGGCCGAUCUGGGCUCGACGCGACCUUCGUCCAUGGCAGCGAGUGAGACUUUGACUGUGACCCGGCAUUUGACAUCAGGGACACACCCUGGCGAACAACAGGCAAAUAUUGUAUGAUCUGUACAAGUGGAGUUUCCGGGAUGAUGUUCGAUGAUUACAGCAUGACUACCGAACUGGUACCAUUCCGAUCGCGCUUUCAUUUUCUCUUCUUCUGUAUAUCUUUGUGAUCUUUGUUUAGCGAUUUGAGCCUUCCUGCAGUGACCGUGUUGCAAGCCUUUUGUGAGAUAUCAGAGCAUAGCGUUAUGGAGUAUACAUAACUACUUUUC
This is a messenger RNA of Aspergillus sclerotioniger CBS 115572, 1278 nucleotides long. RefSeq lists its product as uncharacterized. NCBI's taxonomy places the organism in Eukaryota, Fungi, Ascomycota, Eurotiomycetes, Eurotiales, Aspergillaceae. The transcript has a single exon. The record is from RefSeq and is a predicted model, not a curated record. Bases 197 to 1069 code for a protein of 290 amino acids.